UUGUGGACUCGUGGUGCUGGCUGCCGCUGUUGAGGCGGCCGGGAACGGGCGGUGGGGAGCGGGCGGAGCUGGCCCUGCCUCUGCCUGGCCGUCGCAGCAGUCGGUGCGGGCCGCGUCCGCCGCCGCCAACUGCCCUGAGCGCCUGCUGAGGCCGAGGGAGACGUCGGGGCCUACACCUGGAGGGAGCCUGCCGCGCUGGCCCCGAGGAGGGGGCGUUGCCAUGGCAACAGCCUCUCCUGCAGCUGAUGGGGGGCGGGGGCGGCCCUGGGAAGGAGGGCUGGUCCCCUGGCCCCCUGCCCCUCCCCUUACGCUUCCCUGGACUUGGAUGGGCCCGAGUUGGGGGCAACACCCUGGGGUGGGUGAUGAUGAGUGGCCCCCAGAUUGGGCUCUACUUAAUGCUUGCGUGGUGAGGGUCGCGGUGUGCACGGUUUGUGCGGCGUGGGUACUGGCCCAUGUGCUCACCCUGGAUGCAUGAUCUGAGUAAUGUUCUGGUGGAGGGGGAGAGGGGGAAGGCUUCUGGAGAUAAACCGGGUGAGUUGAUUAAGGGGGCUGACUUUGUAGGUGGGACUACUAGAGAAGAAGAGAGGUUUGACCCAGAGGCUAGGAACGAAGCAAGAAGAUUGUAGAUAGAGCACUCCCUUUACUCCUCCCCAACACAGACGCACACACUCAGGGUUAGCAGUUUAUCUCUUUGUAAAUUUGAAGCAGUGGUAGUAGUGAUGGAAAGAGUGAAUAAGGGUCCUAAUUUGACUAGCUUUAUGUUUGCCUUUCCUGCAAAUGGUCUAGCAAACAAAAACAAAAAGGUCCAACAAACAAAAAAAAGCAUGAACUUCGUUUGAGGCUUGACUGGGAGUUCUUGAAAAAUAGAAGUGCUUCUUUUUGACUUGGAAGGUGCUGGCUGUAAGUCCCCCUCAGUAGGGGUUUGGAUUUUGUCCUUAGGGAUGGAUUUUGCAACUAAUAGUGCCAUCAUUGCCUCUGCUAUAGAUCUCUGCCUACCUUAGUGGUAUUUACUCUUGUCAGAUAUUUCAUCAGUCUCCCAGCUGAAGGGCAGCAAAACACGAAUCUCAUUGGCUAAAGACUAUAGUCUUUGAACUAUAGUAGGUUGUGAUUGGCUGAAUGAUUUCAAUUGUAGAAUUUCUUCCAGAAAUUGACUUCAUCAAAUUCUGCUUUAUUCUGACUUUAUCAUACACAGCAUGUCUUGUUUUAGUGGGUUCAUGCUUAAAGCUUAAGUAUAUUAUACUUGAAUCCCCCACCAUUUAAAAGCCAAUUUAUAAACAGGGACUUGGAGUGUGACUCGCUAAUGUGUGUCUGUGGUCUUGGUUAGAAACCCACUUGGCUGCCUUUCAUCAGGAGGUGGAGGGUGGGGGAAGGGAGCUGCUGGGAAGUGAUUGAUAAGGUUUCCUUUAUGGAUUCUGUGGUGCUUCAUUGGAGCUCAGAGCACUUUGGCAACUUAAGCACUCCAAAUUAAAAGCUCAUUAACAAUUCCUGCCCAAAGAUCGUGUAAAUAAUCAGCUAGCUAGGUCAUAGAGCUUGGCUAAGAGCUCUCCUUCCAACUUGAAAUUUCCAAAUAAAAGUGCUUUUAUUCCCUUUCAUUUUGAAAAGUGUUUUCUUUGUGUUGUGGUAAAUUGGUGAGUGGCCUUUUCCCAGGGGAUCUGAGUUGAAUAAAGUCUUAAGUGUGUAGAAUGUUAGACAGGAAUAUAUUGGUUCUAGUCCUAGGUGUCUCUUUGUGCAGAGAGCAUCACUAGUUUACAAGGGUAUCUCUGCAACAUAAUCCUUUGGAAUAUCUAAAUUAGUUGAUAAAUAUGAUAGAUAUCCAUGUUUUGACUUUGGGUCACCUUAACUUUUUUUAGAACUUGAGGCAGAUUUAGAAGUAUCCUAAAAGUAUUUCCUGGUCCGUAUGGCCAUUUGCAAUAUGGCCUGUGGAUUUGUAGAAGCCAACCCCUCCAUGAGUCCUGGUACAGCCUUAAUUCCAGAGUUCUGAAUAUUGUCAGCCUUACCAGUGUUUUCUUCCUUGACUAGGGUAGGAUUCUGAACUCAUCCAGAGAGUUACCACUUUAUGACUGUCUUUCUCAGUCCAGGCUCAGAUAUGGUAAAUGUUUAGUGUUUCUAGGAGGUAAGCCUCUUUAGGAGGAAAAGUAUACUACUAGAGAACAUGAAAAUAAUUACAAAAACAAAUAUAGUACCAAUAGCUUCUGAAAUCUCUGUAGGGGCACUGUCUUUCUACAUAGAUAGAGCUGUUAUCCCAGAGUUUGAGUUUAGGCUUUUGAGAUGUAGUAUGAUCCUUAAUGUGGUUUUGAUCCUUUGUAUUGAAAUAGACUUGUUGCAGAGAUGUGUAUUUAUCCACAGCAUUGGGGCAUUCCAGCUCUCACAGAACCUUCAGCAUCUCCAGCAGCCAGUCUUGGCAUCUUUGAAGUAAGAAGAGGAAAUCAUCGAGUUCCCCAUCCUGAAGCUAAAUGGACGGACCAUGGAGAUCGAGUCUACCUUUCACAUGUAUGUCCAGCCUGUAGUCCAUCCACAACUUACCCCUUUUUGUACAGAGCUGACUGGGAUUAUUCAAGCCAUGGUGGAUGGUCAGCCAAGCCUGCAGCAAGUGCUGGAGAGGGUCGAUGAGUGGAUGGCGAAGGAAGGCCUCUUAGAUCCAAACGUCAAGUCAAUUUUUGUCACCUGUGGAGACUGGGACUUAAAAGUCAUGCUCCCAGGCCAGUGCCAAUACUUGGGCUUGCCAAUUGCGGAUUACUUCAAGCAGUGGAUUAAUCUGAAAAAGGCUUACAGCUUCGCCAUGGGCUGCUGGCCCAAGAAUGGACUUCUAGACAUGAACAAGGGCCUCAGCCUGCAGCACAUAGGUCGGCCCCACAGCGGCAUCGAUGACUGCAAGAACAUUGCCAACAUCAUGAAGACACUUGCAUAUCGAGGCUUCAUCUUCAAGCAGACAUCGAAGCCAUUCUGAUUGGCCAAGGACAGGAUGGGGCAGGACAGGGUAGCUGUUUGGCUUAGUCCAGAAUCCUCCUCUCCCUCUCUAGAGGGGAAAAGGGAGAGUGGCACAGCUCUGCAUCCAGAGUGUCCCCCCAGUUGCCCUAUUGGGUUUAUGCCCUGGGCAAGGGCUUGGCCAACUUGGCCUCUCUGGAGCAGACACUUUUUGCCCCCCCCCCAUCCCCACCCCUCAAUCUCAGCCCAGUAUCAGUCCUUCCCAUUGUUGGCCUGGGCUAGGGGGACCCAGGCACUAACUGCCUCCUCCCUGGUAUACAGGCUUCUGCUGGGGCAUCUAGCCCCUUGUGCCCCUUCCCAUCCAUAGUGCAUGGUGUGUGGUACCUCCAGGGCUCCAGGACAGAUCAGGCCCCACCUUGUGUCUACCCCAUCCCCGCUGUGAACGUGCCACUGAAUAAAGUCGGGGAAAUGAGGCCCUG
Otolemur garnettii (small-eared galago) is the source of this 3404-nucleotide messenger RNA. RefSeq names its product ERI1 exoribonuclease family member 3 (gene ERI3). Bases 2465 to 2947 code for a protein of 160 amino acids. The record is from RefSeq and is a predicted model, not a curated record. Gene Ontology annotation, molecular function: nucleic acid binding; 3'-5'-RNA exonuclease activity. NCBI's taxonomy places the organism in Eukaryota, Metazoa, Chordata, Mammalia, Primates, Galagidae. Gene Ontology annotation, biological process: exonucleolytic trimming to generate mature 3'-end of 5.8S rRNA from tricistronic rRNA transcript (SSU-rRNA, 5.8S rRNA, LSU-rRNA). The transcript is spliced from 7 exons.